Molecule: messenger RNA, 1627 nt
Organism: Theileria parva strain Muguga
Lineage: Eukaryota; Apicomplexa; Aconoidasida; Piroplasmida; Theileriidae
Product: putative integral membrane protein
Exons: 2
Coding region: 330-1619 (429 amino acids)
Source: RefSeq, a predicted model, not a curated record
CUUUAUUUGUGUAGUGGGUGAUUUGCACAUGAUGCAUAUUUGGCAGUUAAUACCUUCCAAAAUUCGGAAGUUCUUCCAACCACUUUACUACACAAUUUUCUCACAAAUAUUCAUUAUUUUUCAUUAUCAACUCAUAAAUUUGAUUAUUUUUAUCAUUUUCAACUUUUUUCACAAUUUUAACAAUUUUUAACAUUUUUCACAUUUUUAACAAUUUUGACAUUUUUUAUCCUAAUCCGGAUCUAACAAUUAGAUCUAACAAUUAUUCAAAUUUUAAAAAAAAUUAAUAGAUCUAAAAAUUAUUAAUUUUGUGAAAUUCUGGAAUAAAACUCAUGGACGAUGUUGAAACGGGUUACUAUUCCGAAUUAAGCUCCUCUGACAUGUCAAACUCCAUACACAAUACAACAAAUCAAUCAACUGGACCUACGGGUGAUCCGAGACCCUCAGAACCUACGCAGAGUAACCCCGAACCUGCAGAACCGGUGGAAACAGAGUUAAUAAGUGGAAUGAAUGAGAUAUACUCGUUGGACAGGGGAAAGACGAAGUUGUAUAAAGAAUUUUUAAAGUUAUACUCAGACUCUGACGAGGGUCAGAAAUUCGCAGAGUCUGACAGCUUUGAGCGAGGUCAAACCAGGAGAAAACUACUCCUGUGGCUUUUAAUUAUCGUUUUAAUCUCCAACCCAAUCCUCGGCGGUUAUAAUCUACACCAUUUCACAAGUUAUUUUAAUAACUUCACCACUACACAACUCAGUAAGGCGUUUCCACAGAAUACUGAGGUAACUAAAGAGUUGAGUAAAAAGUGGUAUCAAUUUUCAUUCAAUACACAAGGUGUAAGCAGUCAAGACACUGUAAACACAAACCCUGUGGACCCUUUGGAUAACCCUCGAAUUCUUGAGUUCAAGAGAGUUUGUGACGAGAUAAGUGUUAGAAUUCGUAGGUAUAGCUUUUAUGAAGUGUUUGGUGAGAUAAUCUUUGGUAUUUUCAGCCUAGUGCUCAUGAGUCUGUGUAAGUUACCGUGCAAUAACGGGAACUCCAUCCGUUUCAUGAUGCCCAUGCUAUUCAUUCUCUACAUGCUCAUUUACCGAUUUCUCGCCUUUUACAUCUUGUUUACCACGCUGAAAAUUGGGUUCUACUCACUAGUUACUUUGAAGCCCAGGGUACUCCAGUAUGUUCCCUACUUUUUAGUAUAUAUUUUAAGCAUUCGGAAUCUUGAUCCUUAUGACAGUGUUACCUUGGAAAUGCUGAGUAAGUUAUAUGUGUUGGACAGUUGGGGUAUAAAAAUGCUGUGGUUGUUCUGUCUGGAGAAUGUCCACAUAACAUUUUCCGAAUCGUUAGAACUCUUUACGCUGGUGGUAAAAUUAAUUAUUUCCAGACUACGUAAGGUGUUUGGUCGUAGUGACUUGAAUUUCUAUUCGAGUAACGACGGGGGGUUUAAGUUGUUUAGGAAUUGUUUUAGUAGAGACACUUUUAGUAGUUCGGAUCCACAUGAGAAAUAUAUUCACUCGUUGUAUAACUACGCCAGUGACAUUGGGACAUAUUUGAAGAAUAUUGACGUUGGAGACUACUCGCAAGGACUUGACGAUCUCACAAAUAAAUUUAAAAAUCGGAAAUUAAACUAUUAAUCACACUA